This is a messenger RNA of Laetiporus sulphureus 93-53, 1251 nucleotides long. RefSeq lists its product as uncharacterized. The coding region runs from base 365 to 1078 and encodes 237 amino acids. The record is from RefSeq and is a predicted model, not a curated record. Lineage: Eukaryota; Fungi; Basidiomycota; Agaricomycetes; Polyporales; Laetiporaceae. The transcript has 8 exons.
GCUAUCCGUCGGCCAUUUAGGUUGGGGAGGGGGGGAGGUCGACUGAUACUGCGCGACCCACCUUCCGUACACGACAGUGAGCACAGGAGAGCUGAGAGCUACCGGACUUACUUCUGUCGCUGCACUAACAUUUCUAGCGUGGGACCUCGUAGUACACAUUGCAGACGAGGUCUGAUGGCCUCCCGGUUGUUCUCAUUGAUCGAUUCAAGGUUGAGUUGAUCUGGCGGUAAGACUAUCGCACUAUACAUUUAAUGUCAUCGCGAUUAUCCGAUGGCCUAGAAGCUGGGUCAAGCUUCUCUACUGUUUCAUUCGUUACUGCCCAAUAAUCGCGGAGAUCGUUGUCUUCGGUAUCUUUUUCCAGCCAAUGUACCGUCCCGGGACCCAUUUCUCCUAUGCAACCUGUCAAACUUCGGCCUUGAUAGCGUCUAUACUGCAGCAAUGCAUCAUUGUCGCGGUUUCCAUAAUCUCGAUCGUCAGAGUAUACAUUCUGUUCGAUAGAGAGAGAUGGCUCCUUGCGACUCUCAUAAUCCUAUUCGUGUGCAGCAUCGCCAUGACCUGGUUAGCAAUCAUGAUGCAUGCAUCCAAAUUCCGAUACGAUGCGCUCUGUCUAUCUUCUUUCGCUCCGAAGGCAACCGUCAUUGCAUGGAUAAUGCCCGUCGUGUUUGAAGCAAUGCUAUGCAUUUUUGUGCUCGUCAAGUUCAUGCAAAGUAGAAGACGUGGCCUCGGGGACCAGCCAAUCCUUACUGUACUGAUUCGAGAUGGAAUAUGGCCGUUCGGCCUUAUCUUAGCCGUUGACCUCUUGGCCAUAUUGUUCCACUCCGUCUUUGAAGAACCUCUCUCUGCUGGAUUUAACUUCUGGGCGAUGUCUGUGUACUCGUUCGCGGGAUCCCAUGUCUUGCUCAACCUAAGGAGAGUGGCUAUUCCUGUCACGAACCACAGCACUGCUGCAAAUACUUCGCAAACCGAGUUGGAGCUCGGUGUCUCGUCUGAUUUGGUGUUUGGCGCAUCAAUGCCUGCACCCAACGAAAUUGAGUUGAGUGAGGAUCUUAACAUGCAGGACAAUCCCGAACAGAGUUAAGCCCCGCGCGUGUCCGAAUGCCAGGUAGCUAGUAUUUGAGAGUCAAAUUGGCUAUUCAUUUGCUGCAGAAAUAUCAUAAAACACUCUGUUAUUUUGUCAGUAUCCAUAUCCACUUCUAAUUCUUUACUUCUCCGCACCAUUAUCGGAGGAUGUUCUAUUAGGGUGCAGCGACC